UUCUUCAUAAGUAUUCUGUGCUUUGACCAUGCGAGGAAAAGGCGCCAUUUGAGCUCCGUUCGUUCCUGUCUUUGUGUCUGAUUCCACAUGUACAGCCCACUAGAGUCACAAAAACCCCAAAUACUCGACGCAACUCUGAAAUGUAUGCUUCCUUGUUGUCUAUGUAUGCUAGUCUCUACCAGACUUACGGAUGGGUUGAAAAGCAGUAAAAUUUAGGGUAGUUUGGCCGCCAAAUACUAGCAGAUGUACAUGUACUUCAUUUACCCGCGCCUCCCGUAGAUUGGCUCUCCUAGCGAUUUAUUCUUCCUUUUUUAAAUUAACAUAUUCUACGAUCCGUACCCACGUAGAGACUAUAUGUAUGUAUUCUGUGCUUCUAUAGUGUGCACUGAAAGGGUGUUUGAUCCCAAUAGUUUUAUUAUAGAGUGAUUCCUGCCGUUGUGUCAGAUUCCACAAACCCCACGGGACUAGCUAAAAUGCCCCGCGCGCGGAGACGACAGAGACCAGUGAGACAGGUACACACUGCUGCUGAUGCAACCAUCAACGAUGACGACGUCUCGGACGAAGAAUACAGCGAUGAAGAAGAUUGGUACGAUGAGGAAGAUGAAGACGACGAAGAAGAAGACCACGAAUACGUCCGCCCGUACUGUCUGGUUACCGUGGAGCCCAUGCUGUUCCUCUACAGUGCCGCCAUCUUCAUGUUCAGUCCCAUAUCUAGUCUGUACCUGUAUAACUUGGUGGGGAAUGACACAUCGCCAUACUGGAAGCAGGAAUACUGUAACUCCAGUGAGACCACCUUCAACACGUCAGAUCCGGACUACAUCGAUGAGCAAUACUGGACCGACGAGGUGGCGAGAUGGGACACGAUUAUAAACCUGACUCAGGCGGUACCGGGGCUGUUCACGUGCGUCUUCUUCGGCACCAUGUCGGACCAGCUCGGCAGGAGAAUCAACGUCGUCCUCAGCUGCAUAGCCGGGAUGAUAACCACGGGGCUGUACCUCCUGGUGGUCUACUUAGAGCUGCCGGUCUGGGCCCUUAUCCCAGGCAGUAUCAUCGGGGGGCUAACCCCGGGUAGCGCCGUGUUUUUCGCGGCUUGCUAUGCCUACGUCGUAGACAUCUCCCAGUCCAAAAGAGAAAUCGCCAUCCGCAUCGCCGUACUGGACGCCGUAAUCGGCCUAGCGAGUGUUGUUGCUACUGCAAUCGCCGGCGUCGUCCUGACGAAGUUUUGGUACCCAAACGGCAUCCUCGGCCCCGUCGUCUUUCUCUUCACCGCUCACGUCGUCUGUAUCCUGUACACCAUCUUCUGUCUGAGAGAGACGCAGCCGACUGACUGGAAGAACGUCCAGCUCUGCGCGCGAAGGCAUUUCACAGCCGCCGUCCAGCUGUUAAGAAAGAAAAAUGUAUCCCUGUACGGUAAGGUCACGAACGGCUGGAACUGGCGGCUCAUCCUGUUCCUGUUGGCGGGCGGGUUCUACUUCUCGCAGGCGGAAUCCGUGGUGAGCUUCCCGGUCAUCCUGACCUCCGCCCCGCCGUUCUGCUGGUCGCCGCUCCGCACGGGGAUCCUACAGUCUGCCCUGUCCGGCUGUAGCCUUACGUCACUACUGGGUAUCCUGGUCCUGGUCAGGUGGCUCUCCUACCCGACCAUCACACAGAUCGGCAUGGCGUCUGGUGUGUCGGCCCUGGUGCUGACGGCCCUGUCUACUCUGUGUCCGGACUACAACCUGGCUCUCUACAUAACUCCUGUUCUUGGCUUGUUCCUCACCAUGCCAGAGUCAAUGAUUUCUACAGAACUGUCUCUCAUGACAAGACAAAGUGAUCAAGGUUCCCUGUUUGGUUUGAUUGGGUUCAUACAGGGUGUGAUGACCAUAGUCACAACUCCUCUGCUAAACUACAUCUGGGGCGUGACUGCCAUGGGUAUCAUACCAGGGUUUGUUCAGCUGAUGUCUGCUCUGUUAGUGGGUGCAGCAUCAGCCAUGGUCGGAAUUAUCCAGUACUGGGACCGGCGGUCCCCACCUGAGUACCCUCUUGACUCUGAUGAAGAGGACUCAGACACGGAGAGCGACACGGGCCGCAUCAAUACCGACACUGAUGACCUUGUAGCCAGACGCAACCCUACAAUUAUUUAACCCUCCAAAGGUUGAUCUGAUUUACUAAUGAGGCCAAGGAAGCAAGUCAGCAGAACCUACUGUAUCUGCACAAAACCCUGAUUUUUUAUGGUUUUCGCUGAAUGUUUGGUCAAAGUUGCAUCAGAAUUUUACCUGUUGCAGACAAUGUCUUUUCCAAC
Branchiostoma belcheri (Belcher's lancelet) is the source of this 2281-nucleotide messenger RNA. Its product is annotated as proton-coupled folate transporter-like. Gene Ontology annotation, biological process: transmembrane transport. The record is from RefSeq and is a predicted model, not a curated record. Gene Ontology annotation, molecular function: transmembrane transporter activity. The transcript is spliced from 8 exons. The coding region runs from base 474 to 2123 and encodes 549 amino acids. Gene Ontology annotation, cellular component: membrane. Lineage: Eukaryota; Metazoa; Chordata; Leptocardii; Amphioxiformes; Branchiostomatidae.